Molecule: messenger RNA, 6665 nt
Organism: Epinephelus moara (kelp grouper)
Lineage: Eukaryota; Metazoa; Chordata; Actinopteri; Perciformes; Serranidae
Gene: purab
Product: purine-rich element binding protein Ab
Exons: 2
Coding region: 120-965 (281 amino acids)
Biological process (GO): regulation of transcription by RNA polymerase II
Cellular component (GO): nucleus
Molecular function (GO): RNA polymerase II transcription regulatory region sequence-specific DNA binding; DNA-binding transcription factor activity, RNA polymerase II-specific; purine-rich negative regulatory element binding
Source: RefSeq, a predicted model, not a curated record
GUCCAAGGUGCUGAAACACCCAAACCAAUAAUCAUCAGAGCGGCGGAGUGGUUUGACGGGCAGUCGAGGUUGCAGCAGGCAGAGGGAGACGGUGGAAGGUAAAGCAGGGAGGCAGCAUCAUGGCGGACAGAGACAGUGGCAGUGACCACGGAGGGCCCACCGCAGGCCCCGGCUCGCUGCCCCCGGGUGCGAUGGGCGCCAUGUCCCGGCUGCAGCACGACACCGAGGAGCUCGCCUCUAAGCGCGUCGACAUCCAGAACAAGCGCUUCUACCUUGACGUGAAGCAGAAUGUUAAAGGCCGCUUCCUAAAGAUAGCCGAGGUCGGGGCUGGGGGAAACAAGAGCCGCCUCACUCUCUCCAUGUCGGUUGCCGUGGAGUUCCGCGAUUAUCUCGGGGACUUUAUCGAACAUUACGCCCAGCUGGGCCCGACCAACCCAGACAUAGUGCAGGAUGAGCCCCGGCGGGCGCUCAAGAGCGAAUUCCUGGUGCGGGAGAAUCGGAAAUAUUACAUGGAUCUGAAAGAGAACCAGAGGGGGCGGUUCCUAAGGAUCCGACAGACCGUUAAUCGGGGGCCCGGAUUGGGAAGCGCGCAAGGCCAGACCAUCGCUCUGCCGGCGCAGGGUCUCAUCGAGUUCCGCGACGCGUUGGCCAAACUCAUCGAUGACUACGGCGUGGACGAGGAGCCGGCGGAGCUCCCGGAGGGCACCUCGCUCACGGUCGACAACAAGCGCUUCUUCUUUGACGUGGGCUCCAAUAAGUACGGGGUCUUCAUGCGGGUCAGCGAGGUGAAGCCCACGUACCGGAACUCCAUUACGGUUCCGUGCAAAGUGUGGUCCAAAUUCGGCAACACCUUCUGUAAAUACGCGGAGGAGAUGAGGAAGAUCCAGGAGAGGAGUAGAGAGAAACGGGCCUCCGAACUGCUACCUGAGGGCCCGCACGGCGGAGAUGACGGCGACGAUGACUGACGCGGAUUUUAGGAGAGAGCAGAAACGAAACAACAAAGACAAAACUGAACUCUGAGAGAAAACGAGACUUUUAACUGUAAAAUAGAAAGAGAAUUUCCAAGGGAAUCACCCCACACACACAACCUCCACAGACAUGGCAGCACCUCUGCUGUCUCCUCGCUCAUUCUACUGGAUGUCACUUACCACCCAUGUAACAGUAAGCCGCUGCUAUCAAGGAUUGAACUGUAAGAUAUGAACUGUUUCCUACUUGAUUUAAAUGACAAUGAACAGAGUGUUUAUAUCUCUAUCAAACGACAGAUUUUGCACACAUCAAAGCUAUUUCGAAAAAAUGUUUAAAUGUUUUCAAACUGGUAAUAUACUAAGAUUUAAUCAAAAUAAAACCAGAGGUCUAUUAUAUAAAAUGACAGUCUUCAUGUAGAACGAAUAUUUGACAUCAGCACAAAGAGAAUAUAUUAUGGACUUUAUGAAACCAAAAUCUGAUACCAGAUGUAUAGUUUAUUAUAAAGGUACGCAGAAUAAAUAUGAAAGCGCUCUAAAAGUGUAUGAAUUGCAGAACGCAGCACUACAGGCCUGUAAACACCUGUCAGCAUGUGUGUAGGCUCAUGUUUUGAAAAGAAGUUUGGCAAAGUAGGCUAUAGUCUUUAAUUUGACCGAAAACGUAGUAGGCUAAUGAAAGCAUUUCUAUCAUGCCAUUAUGGAAAGGUUGAGACUCAAAAAUAAAUAGCCUAUUUGCCUCAAACAAAUGGGAUAAAUCUAUCUCUGAGCUACUAUAAUGAAUAUCAACCCUCUUGCACCAUGUCCAUAUAAACUUAAAUGAAAAAAGUGCUAACUUAGAUGUACUAAUUAUGAUUUUGUGAAUCAGCUGUAAAAAAAAUCCUUAUUAAGAUACCCACGUUUUCUGUGGGUUAAAUUUUUUCUUUGUUUCUUUGUUUGUUUUUUCCUCUGGGGGGGUGGGGGAUGCAAAAGGAUAAGGUCCACCUGUGGGAGCGCAAGGCGCGGAAACAAACAAAAAAAGACACGUCAGCGCAGCGCGCGGCGAGGCAACGCAUCCUCUCUGACGUCAUUACGACCCGUGCCUUAUACACUCCACUCGUUUACGUGUUCUCACGUGGAUGGUCUGUGACCUCGACCGCUGUACGUUUUCAUUUACGAGUGCUGUUAUGUAGGCCGAAAUAUAUACUCACCGGGGCUGCGUUAAUUCACACCCCUGUGGUGCAUGGAGCAUGGGUGGCAACACCAAAAGUAAGCUGAAAGGCUGCUGGGAGCUUGGGGGGCCAACGAUGAUAGUGGGUAGAAACAGAGCGGGGCCUUCAGAGAGAUGAAGCGCUGCCAUACUUGCACUUUGGAAAGGGGGGGAGGGGGGGCAGCACCCCUGCCCUAGCAGCACCCCUGCCCUGGUGGCCUCUCGCAGAGUAGAGAUGUGUCUCCCUUGGACAGGAGAAGGACCCAGGAUAUACCACUGGGUGUCAGCAUGGAGAUUCAUCUGGAGAUGUUACGGGUGGUUUUGCACACCAUAUGCACCAUGAUGUUUAAAAAACAGCAACAACAAAAAACUAAAUCAGGAGCGGCUGGAUGAGGCUAUUCGUCAGAGCUGAGAUGGAUGUUGUUAAAGAGCCAGACAGUCAGCCAGCCAGCCAGGCAGGCCAGCCGGCCGUGCCAUGCCGUCAGUCUGAGUGCAGUCCAGUGGAUGUAGAGGCCUAUCAGUGCAGGGCCGAGGCAGUAUCUAUCUCUUUAUGGUGCUACAGCCCCUUGAUCGCUCUUUGGGGGCCUCGCCACUCAGAAUAUGUCACUUUUGCAUUAUUUUUAUUUUUAUUUUUUUUUUCCUUUUCUCCACAUUAUGUUGUCCAAUACGUGUCAGGUUUCUCCCUCCCAGGCAGAGAGGAAGCCACUGACUAGUGUAGGACAUUUCAUAUUAGUGUGCAAUAUUGUGUACGUGCCAAUAGCGGCAUUGUAUCACGUGUAUAGACUAUUAAAAGACGAAAAAAUGUAUAGGCUGUGAUCAGUAGAUAUUUGAAAGCAUGACGAUGAGGUUGAUGCAUCUGCAUUAUAUUUCCGAAAUGUGAAGUCUUUCUUCUCACGCACUUGCUCAAAGUGAAAAAAAAAGUCAGACUAGUAGUGAGAUAUUUUUCCUGUCAUGUUCUGUAAACCAGUAGGCUGCCUUGUCCGUCUAUCAGUGCGCGUAGACUAGUUCGGGUGUUUUACGUCCCCCUACGGAGUCACCCCAGAGAAAAACCCUUCCCCUCCUCAUUCCUCCCCUAACACACACACAACGCAGACAGUCAACAACCUCCGACUGUCUCCAUGUCAGCCUCUCUGCAGCGGCCUACACCGAAGCUGAAUAGUAUCUUGGGGCUUGGGUCCAGGGGUGGCUGAAACACACACACAUGCGUACAGUCUCUCCCUGCUGAGGCCUCUUGUCGCUAUCUGAGUGUUUGGGAGGCCUCUAAAGUAUUUUGAAUGGUGUCUAGAACUGCACAAGGCCUCCUGUCAUUAGCAGCCAGGAAACUGUGUGUUUGGAGCCUGAGUGCGACCCCUCUCUCGCCUGGGACUGCCGAUCGCAGGACAGGUGAACUACGAUUUGACUUUUGCUUGUCUGCGGUUUCACUUGAGCUAGGCGAUAGUGAUCGGCCGCAGCAGACCCAGAGGACAGAGGAGUUUGUUGUUGUUUUUACAAUGAGGAUCACAAUCCUUCUCUCUUAUGUGGGCAGACUCUGAUCUCAGGUCUGCUCCUCUUUCCCAGCUCAUGAUUCAAAGCGUAAAAAAAAAAAGGACCUGCCUCUUUGUCCGUGCAAUAAAACUUUGUCCGAAUGCCCAAAUACGCUCUGUCAGACACACUGUCCAUUCCUUCCUUUUGACCUGGUCGACCUUUAGGCUUACACUGAAGUGCUAGUCAUCUGAAGUGCUAUCAGCUUUAUUUAAAGCAGGUUGGCCUGCGACACUACGACUGAGCCUGCUCACAGGCCCUGUCCGAGUGGCGUGCAACCUAGGUGGCAUGAAGGGGAAACACAGACUGCAUGGAUUGCAGCUUUAGAGGCAUCAGCUGGAUAAAGGCUGCUAAUGUAGUUACAGCCUGGGCCUGCCAGACAUGUGGGAUAGCACAGUGAUAGUUAGACUGAAGUAAAAUUCCCCAAAGCACACCUGGGCUGAAACGGUAUCAGGAGUCCUUGCUUUAAAAAAGUUGAUCUGUGUUUGAUUGGGCAUGCCUGCGGCAAUAGAGCCAAGAAAAAUGUUCCAGAAAAUCCCAUCUGUUCCACGCAGGACGAUUGGCCCAGGGUUGUCUCCGAGUGUCGGUGAAAGGCCUGAUGAAGCCUGGCACUGCACUGUGGGGGCUUACCAACAGCAGCCUAUCACGACCUACUGACCCGGCUGUCAGACAGAUCCAGUUAGGACCUUUCUCUCUGUUUUGGAGAAGAGCAGGAAGUCUCUUUCUCCUCUUGCAGAGAUGACUGCAUUUUCUCACACUGCCCUGUGAUUAUAAAGAGCCCGUUUCCAUUAGACACACGUACAAGCCACCUAUGACUAUGUGCCUGGCAAUGCACAUCUGAGGUCAAUCUGAGUUCAUCUUGAGUUCAACAUGAGUCUGGACUCUCUGUUGUUAUACAGCACUUAUUCCCCAAAGUGUUCUAGCUUUAGCUUGAUUGAAUUUAGGCCUCCAGGAGGCUAAUGCUACAUGAAGACUGGAAAUACAACACUUCCUUUCUCUCUUUCUCUAAUGGCCAAAUAUAAGGAGAGCCUGAACCUGCUCAUAGAGAAUACUUUGUGAAUGCCUCACUCUGUGAAAUGCACACAUUUCUUUAAAAGACGUGUCGUUUUGCUCUGUUACAGACUGUAAUCGCCAGGUGCUACUGGGUCAGCUGUGCUUUUAGUGCAGAGUGAUUCUGUUGUGAAACAUGACUCGUGCAUUUUGGGUCGUAGAUCUAUCCGAGUUACACAGAAAGGGGAGGGGGCGGGGGGCGGGUCUUGUGAUUUUGCUGAAGACAGUGUGAUCAAAUCUGAUUUCUCCGUUUAUCAGAGCUCACCCAGUGUCACAGCAAAAACCUGGCGUGACCUUGCAGCCAUGUUGUGCCCACGUUACGCAGUCAUCCAUUUCUGGGACUCGAAUGCAAAAUGGUAGGCAGAUUUAUCCAUCCUGUUUUCUGUGUAAAGUGUCAGUGGUCAAGCUGUGUGCUGUCCUCAGUGGCUCUGGCUAAGUUCAGUGUACAGGGGUGAUGGUGCACUGAAGCUGUUAACAUUGACGAGAACGGUGUUCUGAUUUAUUAUACAGCGGUAGCCAUCGUAGCAAUCCUUUAUUGUGAUGUAAUAAUCCUGCCUUUUGUCUGUUAUGACUGCAGUGUUCAUUUAGUCCAAUGUUAUUCAAAAGAGCUUUUUUUUCAUUGCUCAAACAACAGGUGACCAUUCCUUACACAUUUCAACUGAUGGAAAAAGAAGAAAAAAAUGUAAUCGUAGAUGUAACUCAAACAGUGCAGCAGUAGCUACUUGUUGCAUGUACUCAAAGUCAGAUUGCUAUGAUGGCUCCAGCUGUAGGCGCUUCGUCUGCUUGUUCCUCCUGUCUUAAACAGGGAGAUUAUUCACCUUUCUGACUGCAUUCAAACAACAACACGUACAUGACUUUUAAAAGCAAACUUCCGCAAUCACCGACUUAAAACAGACUGAAAUUCCAUGAGGUGUUCCAGACAACCAAAUCUGCUCUGUUUCUGGUUUCAGUGUUGUAGUCUUUCAUUGGCCAUGUAGAGUUCCUGGUUAAUCACACAGCCAAUCGCAGCCUCUGGUCAAAGCCAAGCACUAUAUGACUCAUCACAAACCACUGACAGAGGAGCUCAUUCAGCACGUCUUCUGUUUGUUCAUGCACCGAGUAGUAGGGUCCAUCAUGUUUGCAGACUGUACAGGCUACUGUUGUGUAUAGUUACAAAGACGUUUAUUCAAAUGUUUUGAAGACGCUGGGAAAUGGAUCCUGGAUUUUAAGGGGUGGGGUCAAUGCACAAUGAACAUAUCCCAUGUCACAGUUUGGUCUAAAUCCCUUUACCAUCCCCAUAUGAGAUAAUAUGUUGUAUCUUUCAAAAAUAUUUUAUCUGUGGCGUGUGUGUGUAUAUAUAUAUAUAUGGUUUGUUAUAUAUGAUGCUCCUCCUUUCAGAAAAAUAUAACAUGUAAACGGGAAAAACAUAUUGCUGUUUUUUUUCCUUUGUAUUUUAUACUUACAGAAAGCAUUGAAUAAAAAUGGAUAAAUACUUGCACUUUAGAUAUAUUAAGAAGAAUAAAAAUCUGCAUAUUAUUUUUGAUAGGGAUCUCACAUUCAAAGAGUAUAAAUUACAGGCUUUGUGACUAUUGCUGGACAGAGAUGUAUUGAGUUCUACUUAUUGAAGUAUAUUUUGUCUGUGUGUCAGAAGGUUUACUAAAGUAAAUUGCAUGAUAAAGUAGUGCUACACCGAUAUUGUUCUUUUUUUUUUUUUUAGUUGGUAAAAAUGUCUGAAAACUGUGAUAACAACCCUCUUGUAUCAUGUUAAACCUCUCCUCACCCCUUCUAGAAUAUUUCUUACUGAAAUAUGGCCUUUCCUGACUAAAUGACGAUGGUGCUUACUUUGGCUUUGACAUUGAGCUCAUCCUAUACAUCUCAACAUCAUCAUAACUCGCGUCCUUACACUUCAUUACUUUCUGUUAUGUACUCUCACUACCUUAUUAAAUUUCCGUUGAUGGCAAAAAAAG